Messenger RNA from Patella vulgata (common limpet), 3895 nucleotides. RefSeq lists its product as uncharacterized. The coding region runs from base 368 to 1285 and encodes 305 amino acids. The transcript has 3 exons. The record is from RefSeq and is a predicted model, not a curated record. NCBI's taxonomy places the organism in Eukaryota, Metazoa, Mollusca, Gastropoda, Patellidae.
UGUCAAAUAAUUUUAGUAGUAAUAACCGGGAUAAUCGGCGUAGUAGUCAAGGACCGGGACCCAAGUGUUGGGCUUGUGGUCAGUACGGUCAUAUUAGGUUGGGUUGCAGAGCAGCAUUUAACCAGAAUCGUUCUUUAAACGUUCACAACCUCAGGCCAAGGGAAGCGCCCUGGGGUACUCCACGCAGAGACUUCCCAGAGCGACGUUGAAAUCGAAUUUUGUAGUUGGUGAACCUAAUGAAGCCAAUGUUAAAGUUGAGGGAAAUUGUUGUACUGCACUUUUAGAUACUGGAUCAACUGUGUCUACUGUAAGUGAAGAGUUAUAUAAUUCUAAAUUAAAACAUUUACCUUUACAACCGCUUAAAACUAUGUUGGAUAUAGAAUGUGCUGAUGGUAAACCAUUGCCGUAUAAAGGAUAUAUUGAAGCAGAUUUACAGUUUUCAGAAUUGACAGAUGAAACAAUAACUUGUAUUUUAUUAGUAGUUCCGGUGAGUAGAUAUAAUUCAUUGGUUCCGGUUUUACUUGGAACAAAUGUAUUGACUCUUCUGAUGAAACAAUGUAAAGAUGAACAUGGGAAAUCUUUUCUCCAAAAAGCGAAAUUAACCACUUCUUGGUAUUUAUCUUUUCGUAGUAUGGAUUUAUCAGAAAAAGAAUUAGUCAAACGAGAUUUCAGUUUAGGAAUAGUGAAAAGUGCCUCAGUCAAUAGGAUACUAGUUCGUCCAAAUUCUCGUAUAACGUUACCAUGUUAUGUUGAUAAAAAGUUACGAUACCCGAAGGUGUCGGUGAUGGUACACCCAUGUCAACGUUCCAGUAUUUCAUCUGAUUUAGAUGUUUCUCCAUCCAUAAUGAUGUAUGAUUACAAUAAUACAGAUUAUAUUUCAGUUAACGUUUCAAAUGUGUCUACAAAUACUAUUGUUAUUUCACCCAAAGCUAUUGUGUGUGAACUACAGCCGGUAAAUAUUGAAGAUAACGAAGUUACUUCAGAUGGAUCCAAUGCCUCGGUCUUAAAUAAAGUAGAAAUUGACGAAAGCGAUUUAUCAGAGGAAGAGAUAAUUCAAGAUUCAUUCGAGGAGCAUCUACAGCGCUUAAAUAAGGUUUUAGAGCGUUUACGUCAGUGUAAUUUAAAAUUAGCACCUGAUAAAUGUAGUUUCUUUAAAAGACGUGUAAACUAUGUUGGACAUGUUAUCUCUGAAGCGGGUAUUGAACCAGAUCCAGAGAAAAUUGAGGUGAUCCAAAAAUGGCCACGCCCAUUGAAUUCUGUCGAGGUCGGGAAUAAAGCCAUUUGACAAGGAGUUCAACAAAGAGGUCCAAGUAUUAUGUCGUCGUUUAGAACACUUAAAGCUGAAACAGGGAGUUUUAUAUCGAUCUGUGGAACAUGAAGGGGAGAUAAUUGAACAACUCGUACUUCCAGGUCAUUAUAGGAAAUUAGCAUUUCAGGCUCUUCACGAUGAUCUUGGUCACAUGGGUAGAGAUAGAACUAUGGUAUUAAUGAGGGAACGAUUUUAUUGGCCUGGUAUGGCAAGUGAUGUUGAACUUUGGAUCAAGAAUUGUGAACGUUGUUUGAGACGAAAAUCUCCUACAAAUAUCCGAGCCCCUUUGGUGAAUAUAGAAACUACUCACCCCCUUGAAGUUGUUGCGAUGGAUUUUCUAACACUAGAACCAUCUAAAGGUAAUUAUCAGUAUAUUCUAGUUAUUACAGAUCUGUUCACAAAAUAUGCUCAAGCAAUACCUACACGGAAUAUGACAGCUCGCACAACGGCUGAAGUAUUUUUCAAUAAUUUUAUAGUUCAUUAUGGUUUACCAAGUCGGAUACAUUCUGAUCAAGGAGCUAAUUUUGAGAGUAAAAUUAUUAAAGAAUUAUGUAGUUUAGUAGGUAUGGAUAAAUCCCGCACCACAGCUUAUCACCCGAUGGGUAAUGGGCAGUGUGAAAGAUUUAAUCGGACACUUUUGAAUAUGCUGGGUACACUUACGCCGGAGAAGAAAAAUGAUUGGAAAAUACAAGUAGCACCUCUUGUACAUGCAUAUAAUUGCACACGACAUGAAACCACUGGAUUUUCACCUUUCUAUUUAAUGUUUGGACGCCACCCUCGUCUUCCAAUAGAUUUAGCGUUUGGAGUGAGUCGAGAAGUGUCUAAUGUGUCAUUACAUUCGUAUGUAAAAGCGUUAAAGGAACGGUUACAACGUUCUUAUGAAUUAGCGAUUAAAUCAUCAGAGAAUUGUAAAGAAAAACAGAAGACAAAAUAUGAUCGGAAAGUUAAAGGUAUUCGUCUUGAUAUUGGUGAUCGUGUUUUAGUACGUACUUUAGCGUUUCAGGGAAAACACAAAUUAGCUGAUCGAUGGGAACCUGGCGUUUACAUUGUUGAGGAUCAACCUAAUUUGGAAAUUCCUGUUUUUGUGGUCAGACCAGAGUCUGGGCGUGGACGAUCGCGUACUUUACAUCGAAAUAAUUUGUUAUCAAUCAAUAGCGUUGAACCCGUGUAUUUUCCGACUCCAAAACCGAGAAAGCGAAAAAUAGUAAUUGAGUCUAAAGUAGCUGCGGAAAAAUGUGUUGAAUUAGAUUCAAGUUCUGAUGAAGAAUUUAGUUAUGUGGAAGCCAAUGAUCCUGUAAAUGAGAAUUACCCGGAGGUUAUUCUUACGGGAGGAGGGGAAGGUGAUCAUGAAAUUAUCGAGGAUAUUGUUGAGGGGGAUCACAAUACCGAGAUAUUUCAUGGGGCAUCUAAUGACGCAUCUGUAAGUAAUGAAAAUACUGAGGUAAAAUCAAUUGAAGUUAAUGUUUCAGGUGACGCCGUAGAUAAUAAUCCAAGUCCUCUACCGGCAGAUGUAUCUAUUGAAACAAGACCUCGCCGAACAUGUAACCAACCUCAAUGGAUGCAGAGUGGUGAUUUUGUUAUGGCUCAAAUUAAUAAUCCGUCAGAUUGGUAUGAGAAAGCUAACUAUAUUCAUUCAUUACAUCUUUCAGGUUCUUUAAGCAAAAUGGCUCCAGAGGUUAGUACGGCAUUGUUGUCGUUAAUUACUGGUAAGUAAAUGACGGGACGUCAUUUUUACGGUGGGGGGAAGUAUGUAACAGGGUCAUAUUUUGGGACUCUGUCAAUUAAUGUUGGUGAAGAAUGUCCUGAUCAGUGUCUUGAUUGUUGGAAGUUUUUAAUAAGUGAGUUUAUAGUUUUGGUUGUGAGAUAAUGUAAAUUCAUUAAAAUGUUUUGGGGGAUGGAUUUUCAGUUGUAUGGGUCUGGAAUUGUAUUGUCCGGAUUAUGGUGUUUUAUUUUAGUGGUUGAAAUGUCUUAGUUCUUAUAUGGGUUUACUUUUAAUAUUUUUUGGUAUAGUUGAAAGGAUAACUCGUUGGACUCUUUAUAGUUCUGAAGGUGGUCUCUUUCUGAAAUAUUGUUUAUCAGGUGAUUAGUAAUUCUUUGUCCUGGUUGGUUAUUCAGAAGUUUAGCUGGGAUAAAACUAAAUUACACGCAUGCAUCAGUACCACAUGUUACAGAUUUAGUGAAGGUCAAUACCGGCUCUUUUCCACAAAUGGGUAAGCUAUUUAAUUUAACUUUCUUGUAAUAGAUGACUGCAAGUGGACUGUGAGUUUCAUGAGUGUUUGAUAUAUAAUUAUAUAUGUAAUUCAAAUACUGUAAGGUAAAAAUUGUAGGAUGUGUAGCCAAUAGAACUGUUGGUUACGAAUAUAUGGAUAAUGGCAACUAUUGUAUUUUCAGGGCCAACUUGUCGAGCAUAAAUGUAUUUUGUGUUAUAGUUAUGUGUAGUACCAACAGAAAUGGUGUUUAAUGGUUAUGGUGAAUUGAAAUACAUCUAGAUCGACCAACAUCGACUACGCGCUUACGCGUUUCAUUUAAUUGUUUUAAACUGUAUCAUGUGUCAUUUGUGGAUUAUAUAAACUUAUUUAAACCUUA